UCUUUCGAACCAGAUGGUUAUUUCGGGGUAGCAUUAGAACGUGUUUAAAUCGCGGUAUCGGUACUUUCGGUUUUGUUACUUAGUUGAAUAUCCACGUGCCGAAUAAAAAUCAAAAUUAUCUAAUCUUGCGCGUUAUCGACUUUUUCCUCAGUUUACCAUAUUUUCCAGCCAAAGGACCGGUCAACUCUGGACAAAUUUUCCCGAGAGGUUCCGGCAUUCAUUAGGGUCUUCAAGUACUCGGACAUCUUUUGGAAAAUGGAGUCAUUUCCUGGAUCAAUGAAGAGAGGCCUUCGAUGAAUCUUGCGGCUAUCACCAUUUGCUUAAUAAUACGGCGAAAGGAAGCUUUCGCAGGAUAAUAUCAAGGAUUGUAGUUCAGGGUCGCAGGAAAUGGAAGAGUCCGUUAUGUAAUAGGAGUGGGUCCCGUUAUUCGAAAGGACAGGAUCGAUCGUGCUUUUGUAGGCACAAGUUAGUUCGCGCUUAGUUCGAGUUCCUCUUCAAUUUUGGCUGUUUUGUGGUGGUGUCCCUUUGUUCCCUACGUGUGACUUCAACAUUCGUCGGGUGCUGUGAUGUUGUGUGACGACAUGCUUGUUCGAAUCAUGGAGAAUUUGUCGACUCAUUGAGUUUGGUUCACCGAAAAACGUUUUGAUAACGCCACGUGCCUAGAGUCCCUGAUUUCUUUGGCAUGAAAUUUAACCAAAGCCUCAACAGUCUCUUUGGUGGCAAGGAUUGAGGAGUAUAAUACUUUGUGCGGUAAAAAGAUGGGGAAAGUUUCGUCUUAAUUAGCGUUCAUGCAUUAAAAAAUCUCGGAUACGUAUACCUACACGUUCGCCGUCGCGGAAAGUUUUCGCGGUCCUUACGCGGAAUGUAUUCGUAGUGGUAUUUGCGGCUUUCGUUCGUUCGGUGUUUGUUAACUGCGCCGCGUGUGAUUUGUGUGUGUUCAUGUAAUUCAACAGGAAGAGAUCCUUGGGAUUCAAUUUCUUGGUAACUCCUUAAUAUACUUACAUACAUCUUGGACCAUGAAAUUACGGGGUCAUGGCCUCAAAUGCUGUCCCAGUUUUCCCAGUUUUGGCUUCACUUCGGGCAAGUACAAGGUACAGGUACGGAGUCGUGGGUAACAACGAACGAUCCAUCAACAAUCUGGGAUUCGCCCAACAUUCAGCCUUUCUUCGAGAAUUCAACGAAUCGCGACCUCAUUGCAGCAGUUGGACGAACAGCACAGCUCCAUUGUAAAGUGCGGAAUUUGGGCGACCGUGCGGUAUCGUGGAUACGUAAACGUGAUCUGCAUAUCCUUACCAUCGGCAUUAUGACGUAUACAAAUGAUCAACGAUUCACAGCAAUGCAUAUGGAUGAUACUGAUGAAUGGAUACUGAAAAUUGUUUCAGUGCAGCCACGCGAUACGGGAAUUUAUGAAUGUCAGGUUUCAACGGAGCCAAAAAUCAGCCAAGCAUAUCGGCUCACAGUUGUAGUAUCGAAAGCAAAGAUCCUGGCCAACUCGGAGCUGUUCUUCAAGAGUGGUAGCGACAUCAAUUUGACGUGUGUGACCCAGCAGGCGCCAAGUCAACCGUCUUAUAUUUACUGGUAUAAGGAUGGUGAUUUAAUUAAUUAUUCGCAACGAGGCGGCAUAAGUGUUUUAACGGAACGUCAUACUAAAACCAGUAAAUUAGUGAUAGCUCGAGUGACUCCGUCCGAUUCUGGGAAUUAUACAUGUUCACCGAGCAAUUCAAAUUCGGACAGCGUAUUCGUGCACGUCAUCAAAAGUGAACAUCGAGCUGCCAUGCAACACGAAGGAGCAGGCAAUCUAAGACCAUUACAUCUUUGGACAAGUGGAUUUCUUGUUUUCCUUACAUCCUACCAUACAAAUCCGCCGGCAGCAAGCAAAACCCUAAUAAAUUUGAUAGUAGCUUGCCUUCUUACAUUAAUCCUUUGUGCUGUACAAAGAUAGCAUUAAAUACCGGAUAUUUCCUGUAAAUAAAUUUUACAAUCAAAAUAUGGACGACAUGCAAUUUUUAACUAAGUAUCCUUGUACGAAAAGCAUAGUAACAUGAGUAGAACCUACAGACCUACAGAGAGAAGAAGAAAAACUGACAUUGAAAAAGAUAAACUAUUUUCCUUUCGGCCAAUAGAUCGAUGAAUUAAAUAUAAACAAUUGUACUUUUAAAUGAAAGUGUUAAAAUUAAAAACAAUUAAGUAUAGUAUUGGUAGGCUAACUGUAACUGAAACCACUAGGAUAAAUGCAAAACGAACUUUAUAUCAAUAAUAAAUGAGUAAAUAAAUGAGUAGCAUAAACUGAGACAUGGACAACAGAAAUCUGUCAAAUCAAAAGAAUAGAAAACUAUAAUCAAAUUAGAUAUUGAAUCGAAGGGAAUCUCUGAGCGGAAUGAAUUUGCCACUUUUUUUAGGUCAAAUCCAAUUCAUAUUGAAACCAUUUUCUUGUCAAGUUGUGAUUCUGUGAAGUAAAAGAUGCUGUUUGACCUUAUUUCCAAUAUUGUAAAAUUCAAUGUUAUGUUUGAAUUCAAGGAAGUUUAAGUGAAAAGUAAAAAAUUAUUUUUAUUAACA
Molecule: messenger RNA, 2556 nt
Organism: Hermetia illucens (black soldier fly)
Lineage: Eukaryota; Metazoa; Arthropoda; Insecta; Diptera; Stratiomyidae
Product: basement membrane-specific heparan sulfate proteoglycan core protein-like
Exons: 9
Coding region: 1043-1942 (299 amino acids)
Biological process (GO): synapse organization
Cellular component (GO): neuron projection membrane
Source: RefSeq, a predicted model, not a curated record